Molecule: messenger RNA, 817 nt
Organism: Drosophila innubila
Lineage: Eukaryota; Metazoa; Arthropoda; Insecta; Diptera; Drosophilidae
Exons: 2
Coding region: 89-766 (225 amino acids)
Source: RefSeq, a predicted model, not a curated record
CAUUUCAUCUUUAAAAUUGUUUUCCCACACGUUCAACUAAUAUAAUUUAAUUCUAUAACAUAAGGAACAAACUGAAAGGAGAUUGAAGAUGUAUGGACAAUAUUCACAUAGAAAUAUAUUACAGAAAUACAAGACACUGAAGACAACCGAGGGUGGGAUUGGCAUGAAGUCACAAAAAACUGAGGAAUUGAACCAACCUGAAGUAAAACCAAUAGCUGAGGUGGUUCCCGAUAACAUUAAAAUAUCAGCUCGUGUUGCACCGAACCAAUUAACUGAAGUGACGAUGGGAAAUGUAUCGUCGGAUGCAAAUAAUUUAAACCAGAUACCCAGUAAUCACAGCACUCAAUACAAACAGAAUAACCAGGGAUCCGGGAAUGCUUUUGGUCAAAUUCGAGAGCAGCACAUAUUCUUUCCAUUACCAAAAGACGCUGUAAUAUUAGAGGAACCAAGAAUCUAUCAUUCUAUUACAGUUGAUCUAGAGGAACUUUUGUCGCCGCAGAGUUUUGCUAAAUUCCUUAUACUACUGAUAUAUAUAAUGGAUUGUAAUUAUAGAAAGAAAAUAAGCCUGUCCCAAAGUAUCCGACUUUUUGGCAAAUUCUUACCCAGUUGGAUAUAUUACAUUCUGUGCGUUAACAUUGUCUUCAUUAUAUUUCUGGUUUUGUAUUUGGUACGAGUAUGUAUUCCAUUUAAUAAACCAAAGUCGGAAUCUUAUUGGGAAGGACUUAUGCGACAACUAGUUUCAAUGCUGAAAACUAUGCGGCUUUGAUUUUUAUUUUAUUGAAUAAUGUGUAAUGUGAGAAUAAAUUAUAAAAUGUUA